ACUUUCCAUUAUUCAUCAUCUCGUCUUUGAUAGACUCGAGCUACUUGCAGAAAAGUUAACCGAUUCCACCGAAAUGGCGGACUUUGAAUACAUGAACGCCAGAGAGGCGACUGAAGGCACUGGACCAAAACCUCCAUUGGAUUUGAGCCACCAUUUCUCAAGAGUGACGGUUGCGAGGAAGGAGAGCAGUGUCAAGGGGUUCUACAAGUAUUUCCAGAUCCCUGGCAUUGGGAAUCUAGCUGGUGGUCUGCCAAACGCUGGUUUAUUUCCAUUUGAUACACUCGAAGCUCAAAUCGCACAGCCCGAACGAUGGAAACCGACCCCAAAUCUCCCCAACGACCCAAGCAAGGACCUGUCAGAACAGCUCGAGCAGACCAAGCUCCAGAAGGGCAGAGAUGUUGCUGCAGGAAUACAUAUGACGGUGCCGCAUACUUCUGCGGUCACUGAUCUGAUGAAAAAGAUUGAUUUGACCACUGCGCUCCAAUAUGGGACAGCUCAAGGCUAUCCUCCUCUUCAUUCCUACUUGCGACAAUUCGCACGCGAUGUUCUGCAUCCAAAUAUACCAUAUAAGGACGGCGCAGAUAUUAUCCUCACAUGUGGUAGCACAGAUGGGCUUUCGAAAUCCCUUGAAGCGUUGAGCAAUGUCUGGAGUGAGGAAAGAGAUUGGAUCAGAGAGAGACCUGGAAUGCUUGUGGAGGAGUUUGCAUAUAUGAACGCAGUCCAAGGUGCACGCCCAAGAGGAAUCCAAGUUGUGCCCGUGAAGAUCGAUUUGGAGGGAAUGCUUGCAACAGGCCCCGGAGGCUUGGAGGAUGUUCUGGAGAAUUGGGAUGAAUCAAAGGGGAAGAGACCACAUUUGAUGUACACUGUGACAAUUGGACAAAAUCCCACUAGCGGAACACUUUCAAUUGGAAGACGAAAGGAAAUUUAUGCUCUCUGCAGCAAGUACGACGUUAUAAUCAUUGAGGAUGAUCCGUAUUGGUAUCUCCAAUUCCCUUCAGCAGCUGGAAACGAAGCAAUGGCUCGAAACCAACCACCACCCGUUGCCCAACCGGUUCACACUUUCGCCAAAAAGUCAGGCUACGAUUUCAUUGAUAGCCUUGUACCAUCAUACUUGAACGUUGACUACGAUGGCCGAGUUAUCCGUCUGGACACCUUUUCCAAGACUGUCGCUCCUGGUUGUCGUCUUGGUUGGAUUACAGCACAACCUGCAAUCGUUGAACGUAUUCUUCGCAUUACAGAGACAUCUACCCAACAACCAUCAGGAUUCGUGCAAUCCAUGAUCUCAGAAUUGGUUAUGGGACCACAGCCCGUAAUGGCCGAGUUUGCAAAGAAGUCAAAGACCGAGCAAUUGUCGUUCUCUGGCUGGAAGACCGAUGGCUGGGUCCGUUGGCUGGCUGGUCUUCGCGGCACUUAUGAGCGUCGCAUGAACAGAAUGUGCAGCCAUCUCGAAGAGGGUCGAUUCUUGGUCAAACAAGGCACUCCCAUCAAAGCCUCUGACUCCGAUUGGGCCGUCAUCUCCAAGACUAAGAUGUACUCCUUCGAUUGGCCUCGCGGAGGAAUGUUUAUCUGGGUACAGAUGCACUUCGAUUCUCACCCCUUGGCAGGCGAAGUCGCAGGUUCUAAAUUGGCGUCUGCUCUAUGGAUCUUCUUGACCACGAAGCCAUGGCUAGUCCUCGCUUCACCAGGUGCAAUCUUCAGUCCUACGCCAGAGAUUAUGGAGAAGGAGGGAUGGAAGUAUUUCAGAUUGUGUUUCGCAGCUGUGUCGGAGGAAGAAGUGGAGAAGAGCAGCAAGAGAUUCGCGGAGGGCAUUAAGGCAUUCUGGAUGAUUAGGGACAAGAAAGAGAUUGAUGAUCUGUUGGACGAGCAGAGGGUAGAGAGUGCGGAGAAGGGUGAGCUGCUGGAUUUGGGGAUGGGAUUUGCUUGUUAAAUUGAGCUUGGUGGGGUGGGCGGGGAUACAAGUAGGCGUUUUGUUUCACAUUUAGAUUGAUCAUGAGCUAAUGAAUAAACGAUGACUUACCUGCUUGUAUCAUGUUAUUUAAGAUCGGGAAACUGGUAUGCAAAGCUAUCCGAAGCUACGAUGUAUAAAACAGAUUUAUAUCUUUGCCGUCAAAUUAUGGAUAUUAUGAUUAGUGGGAACUGAUAUAUAGAGCGUGUGCCCAACAGAAGAGGCAGAAAGCAGUCGUACACCAAGGGUCCGUCC
Messenger RNA from Mollisia scopiformis, 2200 nucleotides. RefSeq names its product PLP-dependent transferase. The transcript is spliced from 3 exons. Bases 74 to 1927 code for a protein of 617 amino acids. Gene Ontology annotation, molecular function: pyridoxal phosphate binding; transaminase activity. The record is from RefSeq and is a predicted model, not a curated record. NCBI's taxonomy places the organism in Eukaryota, Fungi, Ascomycota, Leotiomycetes, Helotiales, Mollisiaceae. Gene Ontology annotation, biological process: biosynthetic process.